AUGGCGUUUGUUGUUCAGGUGGAGCUGGCAGUGGAGGAGUGGCCUGGGCAGCCCGCAGCCUGUGCGGGGCAGGGUGGCCGGGGGCCUGGAGCGCCGGCAGGGCAGAGGAGAGCAGGGAAGGGGCGCUGUGGAGCCCCGCAGCUCGUUGGCAGUUCUUCGCUGAAACGUGUCCAGCUCCUGGUUGUUCCUGGAGGUGCCCCCCAGCCAGCAGGGAGCUGGAAGAAGCUGCUGGCUUGUUGCCCAGGUGACCCCUGGGCAGAUGUGUGGGUCAGACAGCAAGAGUUGUGCCGGGAGUCGGCGCCGGUGGAUAAAUGGAAGCAGCUGUCCCGGCUCCAGCGCAGUGUCAUCCUCUUCCUCUUCGCCUUCUUGGCAGUCUGUGGAGUCAUUUCAUACACAAGCAUGGGAGAACCCUGGAAAAGUCUAACAAACAAGUCACUGGAUGAUCAGAGAGCAGAACCAGAAAUCCCUGGAUUAAAGCUGGCUAAUCCAGCUGUUCUGCCAGCACCCCAGAAAGCAGAUGCCAACCCUGGAGACUACCCAGAGCUUUCACCACAGAAGCCACCCAAGGCUCCCCCCCUUCGGCGCGGCCCCUCCAGCCUCCAGGUCAGGGCUCCGCGGCGGGACGUGCGCCUCAGGGCCCGCCAGGAGAGCAGCAGGGCUGCAGGAGAGCCAGUCCAGCCUGAGAAAGAGGAGAAAACUGAGAAAUCUGUCAUCAGCUGGAGAGGAGCAGUGAUAGAACCUGACCAGAGCACUGAACCUCCAUCUAGUAAAAUAAAGGAGCCAGAAAAACCUUCAUCUGUGGAAGCUGAAGACCAGAAAGAACCAGUGCCCGUGACCGAGCGGCAGCUGGCUGUGGUGGAAGCGUUCCGCCACGCCUGGCGGGGCUACAGGGACUUCGCCUGGGGCCACGACGAGCUGAAGCCUCUCUCCAAGUCCUACAGCGAGUGGUUUGGACUUGGGCUGACCUUAGUUGAUGCCUUGGACACCAUGUGGAUUUUAGGCUUAAAAGAAGAGUUUGAGGAAGCAAGAAAAUGGGUAGCAAACGAUUUGGUAUUUGAUAAAAAUGUGGAUGUGAACCUGUUUGAGAGUACUAUUCGUAUCCUGGGGGGCUUGCUGAGCACCUACCAUCUCUCUGGAGACAGCCUCUUCCUGGAGAAAGCUAAAGACCUGGGGCAGAGGCUGCUGCCGGCGUUCCGGACGCCCUCCAAGGUGCCCUACUCGGACGUGAACCUGGGCCGGGGCACGGCGCACCCCCCGCGCUGGACCUCCGACAGCACCGUGGCCGAGGUCACCAGCAUCCAGCUGGAGUUCAGGGAGCUCUCCCGCCUCACGGGGGACCAGAGCUUCCAGAAAGCUGUGGAUGAGGUGAUGAGGCAUGUCCACACCCUCUCAGGGAAGAACGACGGCCUGGUGCCCAUGUUCAUAAACACCAACAGUGGGCAGUUCACCCACCUGGGUGUCUACACUCUGGGAGCCAGAGCUGACAGCUACUACGAGUACCUGCUCAAGCAGUGGAUUCAGGGGGGGAAAAAGGAGAAUGAACUCUUGGAAGACUAUAUGAGAGCCAUAGAAGGAGUGAAAAAGCAUCUUCUCCAGAGAUCACAACCCAAGAAACUCACUUUUGUAGGAGAGCUUGCUCAUGGCCACUUCAGUGCCAAGAUG
Molecule: messenger RNA, 1662 nt
Organism: Merops nubicus (carmine bee-eater)
Lineage: Eukaryota; Metazoa; Chordata; Aves; Coraciiformes; Meropidae
Product: endoplasmic reticulum mannosyl-oligosaccharide 1,2-alpha-mannosidase-like
Exons: 11
Biological process (GO): N-glycan processing; carbohydrate metabolic process
Cellular component (GO): endoplasmic reticulum; membrane
Molecular function (GO): calcium ion binding; mannosyl-oligosaccharide 1,2-alpha-mannosidase activity
Source: RefSeq, a predicted model, not a curated record